AACUGCGCGCGUGAGACAAAACAUUGUGGAUUUCGCUCUUUGUUUCGGUUGAUUUUAUUAUGUUGUUAUGGAAUAAUUGCUUCAAAAAGGUAUUAAUUGAAGUAAUAAAGCCAUUAUAAAGCAAUUUCGCACAAAAUUUUGAUCAGCAUCUCCUUUAAAAAAAAAAAACGUGCCAUUCUCGUCGCCGGCCGCAGCGGCCGCAUCCGCGAGGGUGUUCAACCUAACCAAAAUUAGGCUCCGCCUCCCGGCCGCGGGAGCCGCGGCGGCCGCAGAGCACUUGAACAGGGCUCCGGACUGCCCGCUAGUAGCUGCGCUGGAUACGGGUCUUCCGGGAUAGGUACUGAAAUUAUCCUUACUUCACACACCGUAUUUUCCGAAAGCCCAUUCUCACGUUCUCACGCACACAAACGCUAGGCGACGGUACGGCAAAUAGAGCAGCUCCGACCUUCAACUGCUGAACCCUACCGCUGCCGGACGUCCUGUUACUAUGACAACCAACGAUACCGCUCGUGGCGGCGCAGGGGAGCUGCCACCGGUCCCGGCCGACGAUCAGUGACUGAAGACCACCGCUGUGACAGACCGAGCGGCGACAUGGAGGAGGAAAAGGCGCUGCAGCUCUAUCUUGAAUGCUACAAGGACUACCUGAGCCUGGGUCUUCAGCGAACGCUAGACGGGCUGGCCAUCGCCGGCUGGGAGCAGCGCUACGCCACCGAGCUGCCCGCCGACCUGCGCGCCUUCUACCUGGCCACAGACGGAUUGCGUAUUGCCUGGGACUACCGAGUGCCGGCAGGUGACCGGUUCGAGGUGGGCCGCGCCGAGCUGCGGCCGCUGGCUCAGCUGAGCCGACUCGGCGGCCUGCGGCCCGGCUCUGACGAGCCCCUGGCCCAGGUGGACGCCGCCGGCGCCGAGCCGUCCCCCGGCGGAGGGACACCGUGUCCGCGCCUCAGCAGCCGGUGGCUGGUGCUGGAGCUGGAGAGGUGCGGCGAGCACGGCUCAGUGUGCCUGGCGCACUGUCGGCCGGAGCCCGGCGGCCCGCCGCCGGCGCCGGCCGCCGUAUGGCUGCUGGACCGUUCCUGCCGUUGGCACCGGCUCACCGACACCUUCUCCGACUACUUCCGCAUGCUGCUGGCGCACCUGGCGCUGCCGCAGUGGCAGUGGAAGUUCACGCCGUAUGGCCUGGGGCACAUGGCGAAGACCUGGAUGACCCUCAUCGCCCCGCACCUGCUGCCGUCUAGCGGAUGGUCAGUGAGCGACAGCUUCCGAACCCUGCCACCGAACAGAGUCGACGCGGCGCUGUUCCGAUCUCGCUCCAAAAACAAGAAAGAAAAGGAAGAUAAGGUCGACGCUGAAAGCACCGAAGGCAAACAAUAGAACAAUGGCUUGUUCCCACAAUUGGAACAUUGGUGUCUCCUUUUGAGAAUUGAAUAAUUAAAUUUCCAUGUUGUAGGUACGGCAGAAUUGAAAUUGCUCUCACCAGCGUAUCCGACUCGCGGCUAUUUUUAGUGCGUGGGUGUCUGUAAACGUCUAUUGAACAAACGGCUUCGUUGAACGCUUCGCAGCCGUAAGUCAUUUUCAGUAGGUACCGCUUGUAUCAUGAAUAUACUAUCUAAGUGAAGAAACAGGGUUUACUGAGUGUGCCGACCAUAAGAGUUAAUUAACCAUCUGCAGCUUUCAAGGUACCGCCGGGGUGGGACAACCUGUAUGCUUAAAUGACGUUUAAGUGGUACGGUUCGAUAAGUCCAGAAAUCCGGGACCGACACAGCAACUAGUCGCUGAGGCCUGAGCCGUGCGUGUGUGGCCCGUGGUCAGGAGGGUCUCUCCUCGCUCGACCCAACAUCCAAAGGCGAAACACAGGUGACCUUGAGACGUUUGCAGUCGUCCGAGCAUAAUUCAUAAGAAUCAUAACCGUUUUCGGAUAAUUGUCACCAACCCGAAAAA
This is a messenger RNA of Amphibalanus amphitrite, 1938 nucleotides long. Its product is annotated as tubulin polyglutamylase complex subunit 2-like. The transcript is spliced from 5 exons. NCBI's taxonomy places the organism in Eukaryota, Metazoa, Arthropoda, Thecostraca, Balanomorpha, Balanidae. The coding region runs from base 592 to 1371 and encodes 259 amino acids. The record is from RefSeq and is a predicted model, not a curated record. Gene Ontology annotation, biological process: protein polyglutamylation.